AUGAUCAGUCAGGCCAGCCUGCCUAGUGUCCAUGAAGAAGAAGGUUUGCAGGUCACUGAAGACCCAAAAAAAGAAUAUAUUCCUACAGAAUCAAACAGAGGACUUGCAGUGGCAAAUUUGGUUGAUGAGGAUGAUGACAUCGCACCAGAAAAUCUACCGCAAGCAAAGAGUGCCGACAAUGCCAUUGCCCAGAGCGAAGCCCAACAUCAAGAAAGUAUUAAGCAGGUCAAGAUUUACCUUCUGCUUGGAAUCAUCUUUAUCCUGGCAGUUGCACUGAUUUUGAUUGUCACAUUGUCAGUACGAAACAAGCCAGGUGAGACAGUCAUGCCAACUCCUUCCCAAACUCCCAUCCCAACAUCUGUGCCAACUUCUUAUUCAGAAUACUGGCUAUCAGUUUUCCCGGAAUCAACAGUCUCUACGAUUCUGGAGGACCUAGGAUCACCCCAGUCGAUGGCAUUUGGAUGGCUUAUGGAAGAGAUUCACAUUCUACACAGCCUUACAGAGGGGAGAGUUUUACAACGUUUUGUACUCGCUACAUUCUAUUUUGCCAACAGCAAAGAACGAUGGUCCUUUAGUGACAAUUGGCUAAACCACAGUGUUCAUGAGUGCCUUUGGUAUUCAAGUUUGGAGCAUUGGUAUUUCGAGUCUGAGGCCAAUUUUGUGCUUUCACUGGAUCUCAUCAAUCCCUGCGAACAAGAUUUAGCUGGAUAUCUAGAGGAUGGUAUCUUGCAUCAGGGAGAUGGAAUCAUCAGGCACUUGUGGCUGUCCUUUAAUGGCCUGAUGGGAUCAGGGAUUCCACCAGAGCUCUACUUGCUUACGGAACUUAAGAGCUUGGCAUUGGAUGAAUUGAACCUCACCAGCACCAUCCCAGAAGAGCUCUCUGGCCUUUCAAAUUUGGAGUACCUUUCCAUGAUCAGUUGUGAUCUUUAUGGCUCUGUCCCUGAAGCACUCGGAAGUUUGUCAAAACUUUUAGCUGUUUACUUUGCCUUCAACUCUUUGACGGGAACUAUUCCAUCAUCCCUUUAUUCGAUGAUGAGCUCCAUGAGAAGCAUUAUUCUAACUUAUAAUCAGCUGACAGGACCAGUACCCACAGAACUGGGAUUGCUAACUAAUUUGCAGAGUCUAACACUUGAUACCAACCUUUUCACCGGGACAAUUCCCACAGAACUUGGUCGAUUGACUCUCUUGGAGGCUUUGUUGCUGAAUGACCUGAUGCUGCGUGGCUCUAUCCCAAAUGAGCUUGCAGUUCUUACAGACACAUUGGUUCUGCAACUGGAUAACUCCGGUCUUACGGGGACGAUCCCCAGGUGGCUUGGCAACGUGACAUCCCUGGAGGGUUUGACAAUUUCGGAAAACUCCUUUAAUGGGACUAUCCCAACGGAACUUGGCCUGCUGACAAAGAUGCGGACCUUUUGGCUUGACGUGAAUGCCUUGUCGGGCACAAUCCCAAGUGAAUUGGGAAUGUACGAGCAAGUGGGUGUGUUGACCAUGAGUGGCAAUAGCCUGACAGGAACCAUUCCUACAGAGCUUGGACUGCUUACUGAGUUAAUUCAGUUGUGGCUACAAGACAAUGAAUUGACUGGAACAGUGCCCUUGGAGCUUGGCAAUGUUCCUUUCCCUGCACCUUACGGUGAAGUCUGGUUGCAUGGAAAUGAUCUUUCUGGCGUUAUCCCUGAGAGCUUGUGUUCUGCCAACAACCUGACUUUCGACUGUGGCACCAUGCUCUGUGGAUGUGGCUGGUGUAACUGUUCUAGUAUGAGUAUGUUGGAAGUCGAGAAUCAGCAUGCCAAUGGUCAGCUCCUGGUUGAGGAGAACCAGACUUCCACCUGA
Seminavis robusta is the source of this 1830-nucleotide messenger RNA. NCBI's taxonomy places the organism in Eukaryota, Bacillariophyta, Bacillariophyceae, Naviculales, Naviculaceae. The record is from the annotation of a GenBank genome assembly.